AAAACAUGUUCUUUUUCUUUAUCUACCUUCUCUCAGAAUCUCUUUCUACGUCAGGCUGUGGUGUGGCCAUGUUGACGGCGCCUGGCGGAUAUGCUCUGUCUCCUUGAGUGGGAAAACGUCUCGGAGCUGCGCGGAGCUCGUGAUGGAGAAGAGGCGAGGUGAAGCUGCCAGCUAUAUCGCCAGCAUAAUCGCUGAUACUUGAUUACACUAUCACUCGCAAACAACCGACAAGAAGCAAACGUUACAAGUGAUCGACCCUUGAAAUAACCAGCCACGUCCAUGUAUACUCUCCAUGGAUAAGGAAGUGGGACUGUCUCGGUCAAUUCUCUUUGCUCGGUUAAGUAACCGCGUAUCAAGCUCAUUACCCCGUCGUAUAAAUCAAGCUACCCUCAGCUCGGGAGAAAAUCGGACUCCCCAACUAGUUCUAAUAACCGAUUCAUAACGUCACAUGGCCAACCGGCUGUUAAGUAUCAUCAAAAGCUGCGGUGCAACAAAGGGACUGCUCUUGCCAUUGGACUUUGAUAUUGCCAAGAUGCGAUCCUCCGCCAUUAUUGCCGCCGCCCUUGUGGCGCCCGUUGCGGCAGUCUCGUCGUAUGCGGAGAGCCUUUCCAAGAAUGCGCAAUCCCUCUUCACUGAAGGGAUGAGCUGGAUGGACAAUUACUACGACAAGAACGCGGGUUACCUAUACGACUUUUCGAAUUCGGCUGCCUUGCGAUAUGAAACACGUAGCUCUGCGUGGUAUGCCUUUGGUCUUCUUGCCCGCAACGCCAAUGACGAUGUGCUCGAGGCAGAGAAGGUCAUUACCAACAUUAUCAAAGGCCAAUAUAAGGACCCAAAGGAUGAGUGGUAUGGUGAUUAUCAACAGCAACCAGGGGAACCCGUGGUCGGGAGCCAAUACUAUCCCGCUACCAUAUACGGCAGCUGGGAUCCCAACUGGAGGGGCUUUGUCGGCACAACAUUGAUCAUGUGUCUCGAAGAAUUCUCCGACUUGAUCAGUGAUCCUACCAAGGAUUUGAUGCUCGCUUCUCUUCGGAACGCCACCAAGGGGGAUGAGUACAGAUUUGGAAACCUUGAUCCAAAGAAGGACAACCUCUACCCCGCCUACAGCAACCCGUCGAUUAUGAGAGCCUUCAUGUCUGGCUGGACAGGUCGGAAAUUGAACGAGGAGAACAUGACCCGGAGCGGUGAAAUGUAUGCAAAUGAGAUUAUCGAUCUUUUCAACAGGGCCGACACCCUCUCGGAGUUUAACAGCGGAACUUACACCGGUGUUUCUAUUUACGGGCUGUUGCUCUGGACCAAAUACAUUCGCGCCGAGAACUCAACUAUGGCCAUCAACGGACCCAGGAUGCUGAAAAGUACCUGGAAUGCGGUCUCUCAGCUGUACCAGCCCAACUUUAGAACUGGAGCUGGUCCGUGGGACCGUGCUUACGGCUAUGACGAGAACCGCUAUCUUUCGCUCAUGUCACUCUGGAUCUGGACUCUGGUUGGAAAGGAGUCGAGUUCUUUGGCUGGCAAGCCCGCAUCUAUCAUGUCACAUUCGGCCGACUUCGCCUGGGCCCCUCUGUUUGCAGCUCUGGCCGAGACAAACGAAAAGCUCAUCAGUGACGACGUCAAGAAGAGCUUGACAACCUUCAUUGGGGAGCAUACUUUUACUGCCUCGGCAUACUCACCUCCUUUUGACCUGGUUCCCCGAAACAUUACGACUUGGAUGUCAGACAUGGUGACCAUUGGUGCCGAAUCAUUUGACGAGAUCGUUGUCGGAGGGCCUGCACGGUCUCGAGAGGCGUUCAACCCGGCAGUGAUUCAGUGGAAUUCCGGAGACGAGAUCUCAUUCAUCACUCUCUGGCCCACCGAGUUCGCCCUGGAUGCUGAAGUCAGUCCCGGCAAGCUAAGCUUGUCAUAUCCUCGCGGUGACGCUGCUUCGCAGUUCAGCUUCCUAGUUGGUACACACAAGCGUAGGGUUAACAUCAACGGCUGGGAAGACCUCAUCGGGCUGAAGGUCAAUGUUUCGGGCACUGUCAAUACGACACAUACUCUUCAAUUCGCAGGAGCCUAUGGAGGCGCUCUUUCGACAGUACGAGACUUUGAGUUCUGGAACUUUACUUACUACAUGCCAACUGAAGAUGCUCAGGUUAUUCCAAACAUUGUGCUGGAUGUUGCAGCCGUUUGAGAUGGGUGGGAUUACUGUGGCGUCUCUUGUGGCCCUGAG
Messenger RNA from Pyricularia grisea, 2209 nucleotides. RefSeq lists its product as uncharacterized. The record is from RefSeq and is a predicted model, not a curated record. The coding region runs from base 449 to 2170 and encodes 573 amino acids. Lineage: Eukaryota; Fungi; Ascomycota; Sordariomycetes; Magnaporthales; Pyriculariaceae. The transcript is spliced from 5 exons.